CUGGAGGAUGGGGUUCUUCAUUCUUGUGGUUGCAUUCUACUGCUUGCCCUCUUCUCCGGUGAACUCAGAGGUCGUAAGAUCGCAAGGGAGAGGUACUCUCGAUCUCCUAAUACUCUAGCUAGUCCAAAGGAAAAUCUUCGAGCUUUGUGUGCCUGCUUCAGCCCUCUGGAGGAUGGGGUUCUUGAUUCUUGAAGGGGCUUGUGUUCUGUAGCAUGAUUGCUAAGUUGAGGUCAUGGAAGGUGAGUUUUUGUGAGAUCAAUAUGGUUCAAUUGCAAAAGCCAUGGGUUGCCACAGUACAAAGAGUGGUCUUGGUGAUCGCGAUAGCCCUUUCUGUUUUAGUAUUUCAGACUUUCAUGCUCUCCUCUAGAACUGCUCUGUCAUCUCCAUUCCGUGCCUUUAGUGACCCUGAAACUGAAGGAAGGAGUUCAUUGAGCACUGUAUCUUCUUAUCGCUCAUUAAGUGUUGGAGAGCUCUCUCUUUUAAGUGAUCCAAGGAAUUCGACUGGAACAUCUCCGGUUGAUGUACGGACUGGUGAGGACGAUAUGUUGGAUGAUGAUGAAGAUGAUAUCGACCUGGGUGAGGACGAAGAACCAGAGAGCGAGUUCUCAUUUGACCUUGGAAAUGGGGUUAUACUGAAAAAGGUUAGGGACCCAAAUGGUGGUUUCAUCAAACUUGAAAAGGUAGUUGAUCCAAAUUAUUUUCCUUCUACGGAGAAGGUUGGGGAACCAGCUCCUGGUUAUUCAUUUUCUUCAGAUGGCAAACAUAAUGCACCUUUAGUCUCUGAUCAAAUAAAAAAUUUCCAUAAUGAAUCGGUUUCAUCUGUAGCUGUAUCAUCACCAUUAGAUUCUCAUGCAACUGACCCUCUGGUGGAUUUGAGCACAAAUACAAGUGAUCCUAUCAGCACAGUGACAACUAGUACUCCAUCAUCAGUAGAACAAGCAACUAAGAUUGUUUCUUCAUCUAUAAAGCAAUCGACAGAGACACUUCCAAAGGACAGUGCUCAGCUGGCUGGUAAAUCCACCUCUUACAAUAGCUUUGGGGGUAACUACACUCCAAAACGAAGAAAGAAUAAGCGGCGAGCAAUGCCACCACUUUCUAUGUCAGAGAUGAACAGCCUGCUGCUUAAGAACCAUGCUUCAUAUCGUGCAAUGAGACCUCGAUGGUCUUCGGCUCAUGACCAGAAUAUAAUAGCUGCAAGGGCACAGAUUGAGAAUGCUCCUAUUUCAAAGAAUGAUCAAGAACUCUACGAACCUGCUUUUCGAAAUCUUUCCAUGUUUAAAAGGAGCUAUGAGCUCAUGGAAAGCACGCUCAAAGUAUAUGUCUAUAAGGAAGGCGGGAGACCCAUAUUCCAUCAGCCUGUACUGAAAGGAAUUUAUGCUUCUGAAGGAUGGUUCAUGAAAUUGAUGAAGAGAAACAGACACUUAACUGUGAAGGACCCCAGAAAUGCAAACAUGUUCUACAUUCCUUUCAGUUCUCGUUUCUUGGAGUUUGCUCUGUAUGUGCCCGACUCCCACAACAAAAAGAACUUAGUCCAGUACUUGCAGGGCUAUAUGGACAUGAUUGCUGCAAAAUAUCCUUUCUGGAAUAGAACAGGUGGAGCUGACCAUUUUGCUGCUGCUUGCCAUGACUGGGCACCAUAUGAAACAAGGCAUACCAUGGACAGUUCCAUUAGAGCGCUCUGUAAUGCUGAUCUCCAUGAAGGCUUCCGAGUAGGCAAGGAUGUCUCUCUUCCAGAAACAUUAGUCCUUUCACCUAAGAACCCUCUAAGAGAGCUUGGCGGAAAUCCUGCCAGUGAGAGGUCCAUCCUUGCCUUCUUUGCAGGAAACAUGCAUGGCAAGCUCCGGCCAAUCCUACUGCAGCACUGGGAGAACAAAGACCCAGACAUGAAAAUCUUUGGUCCAAUGCCUCCAGGAGUCAACAAUAAGAAGACUUACAUCCAGUUCAUGAAGACAAGCAAAUACUGUAUCUGUCCUCGAGGUUAUGAGGUUAACAGUCCACGGAUAGUGGAGUCCAUCUUUUAUGAAUGUGUUCCGGUGAUCAUAUCAGACAAUUAUGUGCCACCUCUCUUUGAAGUGUUGAAUUGGGAAGCAUUCUCUGUUAUCGUUCCAGAAGCAGAUGUACCACGAUUAAAAGAGAUACUCAUGUCAAUCCCAUUGAACAAGUACUUGUUGUUGCAGAAGGGGGUAAGGAAGGUACAAAAGCACUUCCUUUGGCAUAAUACGCCAGUGAAGUAUGAUUUAUUCCACAUGAUUCUUCAUUCCAUCUGGUUCAACAGAGUUUUCACCAUAAGAGCCAGAUGAAGGAUGGAGAUCCUACAGAGGUAUGCAGCUAAUUAUAAUUAUAAAUACUUGGUCACAAGAAAAGAAGAAAGUAAAUGUCUGGAUGAAGCUUAUUUGUAGUGAAAUGUUUAUAAAUCCAUGAGGUCAAAUAGUGACGAUUAGAGAAAAAUCUUUUCUUUUGUAUAUGGAUUACAAGAUAUGUAACAAUAUCCUCUCAAAAAACAAGGCAUACAUUACACUCAAAGUCAUUGGUUCUGUACCUGUUCAACUGUUAUUUAUAUAGCAUAUUGAAUCUCUUGUAAGGGAUGAAUCUAAACUGAACCUGUUAGCCCCUAGCCAAGAUUGUAUUUUGGAAAAGGAACCAGCAAUGAAUGUUGUUCAAUAAUUUAGCCAGGCGUAUCGGUUUCUAAUAUUGUAUCACGCUGCACAUGGCCAGUCCAGAGAUCCAUUAGCCGAUUCCAAUUGGACUAGCUAGCAUAAACUAAUGGGAUUUACUAAUUGACUUGAGGAGCAUGGAUUAACUGCCAACUACCUGGUUGGAAAGACUGAAGGCUUAUCUGUGAAUAUUCCCGCAGACCUAAUAGUUUUGUAUGCAUCUCAUCCAUUUGAGGUCUGAUUUCUGAUCUGAUUAUAUCUUUCUUUCUUAUGUAGUCAUGUCAUGCUUAAUGACAUGGUAUUGUGUUGUGUACCAUAGCACAGUGUUGUAUUUUCACAGGAAUGCUUAUACAUGUAAGAUCUGUUACUGUGGUCAUGGUUAUGAUGUGUGGUUGAUGAUAUUUUGUUGUGUGAUA
Molecule: messenger RNA, 3070 nt
Organism: Musa acuminata subsp. malaccensis (wild Malaysian banana)
Lineage: Eukaryota; Viridiplantae; Streptophyta; Magnoliopsida; Zingiberales; Musaceae
Product: probable glycosyltransferase At3g07620
Molecular function (GO): glycosyltransferase activity
Source: RefSeq, a predicted model, not a curated record